Alligator mississippiensis (American alligator) is the source of this 1138-nucleotide messenger RNA. Its product is annotated as lysophospholipase D GDPD3. The coding region runs from base 56 to 1027 and encodes 323 amino acids. The transcript is spliced from 10 exons. Gene Ontology annotation, cellular component: endoplasmic reticulum membrane. Gene Ontology annotation, biological process: glycerophospholipid catabolic process. The record is from RefSeq and is a predicted model, not a curated record. Gene Ontology annotation, molecular function: phosphatidylcholine lysophospholipase A1 activity; phosphoric diester hydrolase activity. NCBI's taxonomy places the organism in Eukaryota, Metazoa, Chordata, Crocodylia, Alligatoridae.
UGCACCUGUAUCCGCCUCUACACCCACACCUGCUCCUGCUCCUGCGGCCCGGGCCAUGGCGGGACUGGCGCUGGGGCUGGGGCUCGGGCUGGGGCUGGGGGCGGCGGUGGUCUGGGCCCACCGCCCCCCCGCGCCCCCCGGCGCCCGAGCGCGCUUCCCCUGCCGCUUCUUCGCGCACCGCGGCGGUUGCGGGGAGCGAAUCGAGAACACCCUGGAGGCUUUCGAGCAGUCGGUGGCGCGGGGCGCGCAGGUGCUGGAGCUGGACGUGCGGCGCUCGCGGGACGGCGUCGUCGUCGUGUGCCACGACCGGGACCUGGCGCGGGAGACCGGGGUGGCGCGGGACCUGCGGGCCACCGACUACGCGGAUCUGCCCCCCUACAAGGACCCCCUGGAGGUGACCUUCUCCCCAGGAUCCUUUGCCAGCGGCUCUGACCACCACAUUGCACGCCUGGAGGACGUUUUCCAGCGUUUCCCCGGGGUCCCCGUCAACAUCGAGGUGAAGGAAGAUGAUGACGAGCUCAUCAGCAAGGUGGCCGAGCUGGUGCGUCGCUACGACCGCUUGGACAUCAGCGUGUGGGCCGCGUUCGACCACCGCGUCCUGCGCAAGUGCCGCCAGGAGGAGCCGGCGAUGCCGUCCAUAGUGUCCAUGCGCCGCGCACUCGUCCUCGUCGCUCUCUUCUACCUCGGCCUCCUGCCCCGCACCCACGUCCCCGAGGCCUUCCUGCAGGUGCCCCUGCCCUCCAUCAUCAACAGGACCUACUUCCCGGUGCGCAAAGGCUGCCUGGGGGCGCUGAUGGCCAAGAUGCUCCAGAAGGUCCUCAUGAGGAAAGAGCUGUUUAAGCAGCUCCAGGACAAAGGGGUGAAGGUGAUCAUGUGGGUGCUGAACGAGGACAAGGACUUCGCUGAGGCCUUCGGCUACGGGGUCGACGGGGUCAUGACCGACUACCCCACCCGUCUGCGCCGCUACCUUGACCAGCACCCGGCCCAUGAGCGCCCGGGAGAAGUGGGGGCCGGGGGGCAGGGGUGAGGGGCACCACAAUGGCGGGGGUGGGGUAGAGGGGGUUCAAGAGCUCUGUGUGUCAGGGGCAUCAGUGGCAGGGGGCUUCUUCUGGCUCUCCAAUAAACAGCCUGGACACAA